Molecule: messenger RNA, 1587 nt
Organism: Danaus plexippus (monarch butterfly)
Lineage: Eukaryota; Metazoa; Arthropoda; Insecta; Lepidoptera; Nymphalidae
Exons: 3
Coding region: 245-1465 (406 amino acids)
Source: RefSeq, a predicted model, not a curated record
UCGUGAAGGCAUCACAAUUCAGGAGUUCAUUCAUUCAAAAACAAGUCGGCUUUCGGACCAGUUGAUUGCAGCAAACAAGGCAAAAUGCGUUACGCGCGAAAUAUAACGAACUCUUUCGAAAUUUAAAAAGCGAACUGACAGUUGACUUUGUCAAAUAUUUUUUAUAAUAUCUAGAUUGUUGUGCAUUUGUGAUGUUUUAGUGUUAAGUGCAGUGUUUUGUAUUCAAAUGUUGUGUUGACGGGCGAUGCUUGUGGGGGAGCAAUCGCCGGCACCGCGGGUGGUGGCCGGCUUGCGAAAACUUCGUCCUGAACUGACUCCAGGGCCUGUUAUAACGCCUGCUGACCCUAAUCUAAGAAUAUCAGGUGUUCUGCGCCAGUAUUACAAUGAGGACGUCCAUUCGUGGUCGUGGGUCCGCGUGGCCGUCCGUGGUGGAUGCUUGCUUGCGUGGCGCGACGGAACAUUGCCGAGACGACCUGCUGCAAGACUCCCCCUGCGGCACUUGCACCUUAGGGCUGCCGCAGCUCUCCCCAACGCCUUCCAGCUGUCCAGGCUGCGAGAUGACUCCGCAGUUGCCACGUUUCAGGCUUGCAAUGCGACGGAAUACGCCCGUUGGGUACGCGCCCUGUGCGUCGAAAUACUUGGACAGACGCCGCUGCCGCAAGUUAGAUUUCUGGACGUACUUCCAGCAGCGGACACGAAUAACAAGGAACCAAAGAAAAUAACACUACAGGAGACGCCCAUGUGUCCCCCGAGGCCUCCUCCCAGAGCUAGACGGAGAUUGUUAACCGCGUCAGAGACUCAGCUGUCGAGAAGGGACCACUCGCCCGCUGCAACCGACGAAGGCAUAGUCGUGGACCAUGACGACUGCGACUCUUCGUCCGACCGCAGCCUCGACCUGUCCCUGUCUCUCGACACACUGAAGACCAUCGACGUGGUAGAUGCGCCAAUAAGGAAAGCAGAGGUCGUUAAAUGUGACAAUUGCUGUAAACUAACCGCGAGUCCUCCACAGCACCACACGUUACCCCGAGCGAGAACCUCGGACACUGAACUCGGUCGACAUCGGUAUUUGAAACGCUGGGAGGGUACCACAGCUGGAGCUGAGAGAGGACGGUUCGCGUUAGAAGCAGCGAGAAGAAAGACUGCCGCGUUAGAGAACAGAGCCAGGUCAUGUUCACCGAACGCUCACGAAGUAUCACAGUACGUUCCCGUUCGUGAGAGGCGAGCGCUUUUCGAAUCACUGUCACAAAGCGGUGGCAGCUUAGCUCGCAGUAGUGAACAGCUGGCUCGGCCGGUUAUGGAGACGCCAAGGCGGGCGGCGUCCUUGCACGACCUGCAAGCGCCGCCGACACGUUCUGUUAGCGAUUUACGUCAGUUCUUCGAAGCGGUGGCGCGAGGUGUCGGAGCCUGCUCGGGAUUGUACACCCCUAAUCCUGUCCCGCGCUACACCUCGCUAGCCUGCGCCUGACUUGUACAUACAUAUUGUAGAUAGGACUCACGGCGUGGACCGCCGGUCUAAGUCGUUCGUUUUAAGACUGUUAAAAGUAUUGUUAUUAAAUACGUAAUAUAAAUAAAACACAUUAACUAAUA